Molecule: messenger RNA, 1489 nt
Organism: Gossypium raimondii (Peruvian cotton)
Lineage: Eukaryota; Viridiplantae; Streptophyta; Magnoliopsida; Malvales; Malvaceae
Product: TPR repeat-containing thioredoxin TDX
Exons: 10
Coding region: 134-1282 (382 amino acids)
Molecular function (GO): protein dimerization activity; Hsp70 protein binding
Source: RefSeq, a predicted model, not a curated record
UGAUAAAAAAAAAGUGAGGCCACCACCUUGGUUGGCAUCACCAUCCUUCUUCUUCACUUGCUUUUGGAUCCUGAAAAGAAAAGGAAGAAAGCAUAGAGAGAGAGAGAGAGAGAGAGAGGCAUAUGCUACUGUGAUGGAUGCUUCAAAGGUAGCAGACCUAAAGCUCCUUGUUGAUCAGUGCAAAUCAAACCCUUCAAUUAUCCACACUCCCUCCCUUUCCUUCUUCAAGUCCUAUCUCCUAAGUCUGGGAGCUCAAAUUCCAACUGACCCACAGACGGAUAGAGGUGGUGUUAAAAUGGCAGACCCUGAGCAACAGUCUGAUGACAAGAAACCCUAUAUUUCAAAUGAAGAAGAUGAUGAUAUUAUUGAGUCUGAUGUCGAGUUAGAUAAUAACGGUGUUGUGGAACCUGACAACAAUCCUCCACAAAAAAUGGGAGACACUUCGGUUGAAGUUACGGAGGAAAAGCGGGAUGCUGCUCAAUCAGAAAAAUUAAAAGCCAUGGAUGCGAUAUCUGGAGGUAAGCUGGAUGAAGCUAUAAAUUAUCUAACAGAAGCUAUCAUGUUAAAUCCCACCUCAGCAAUACUAUAUGCAACUAGAGCUAGUGUCUUUGUUAAAUUGAGCCAACCAAAUGCUGCAAUCCGUGAUGCUGAUGCAGCUUUAAAGAUCAAUCCUGACUCAGCAAAAGGAUAUAAAGGUCGAGGGAUGGCAAGGGCCAUGCUUGGCCAAUGGGAAGAAGCAGCAAGUGAUCUGCAUGUAGCGUCAAAGUUAGAUUAUGAUGAGGAGAUUGGUUCCGUACUCAAAAAGGUGGAACCUAAUGCACACAAAAUUGAAGAGCAUCGCAGGAAAUAUGAACGCCUGCGGAAAGAAAGGGAACUAAAAAGGAGUGAACGUCAGAGGCAACAGAAGAAAGCUGAGGCACAAGAUCAGGAAGCAUUAUCUGCUUUUAAAGAUGGCCAGGUUAUUGGCGUUCAUUCCACCAGUGAGCUGGAAAUUAAGUUAAAUGCUGCUACAAGAACAUCACGGCUGGCGAUAUUGUACUUCACCGCAACAUGGUGUGGUCCCUGCCGCUUCAUUUCUCCUCUCUAUACGAGUUUAGCUGCAAAAUAUGCAAAGGUAGUGUUCUUAAAAGUGGAUAUAGACGAGGGUAGGGAUGUGGCAGCGCGAUGGAACAUUAGCAGUGUUCCUACCUUCUUCUUUAUAAGAAAUGGAAAGGAAGUUGAUAAGGUAGUUGGGGCUGAUAAAAAUACACUUGAAAGUAAGAUUGCCCAAUAUGCAAGCUGAUUUUGAGCCUAUGCCUAUGAAUGAAAGGAAGUUAGACUCCAGCUAUUUGUAAUGCCCCUUUCCUUGCAUAUGCAUGUGAAACAUAUCAAUAAUGAAAAGACUUGGCAAUAUCUUAGGAAAACUGUACCAUAUGUUUUAUUAAACUGACCUGCUGGGGGAUGGGCUUUUUUUUAAUUAGAAAAAAAAGAAGAAGAAAUUCUGGUGCUA